Molecule: messenger RNA, 2385 nt
Organism: Globicephala melas (long-finned pilot whale)
Lineage: Eukaryota; Metazoa; Chordata; Mammalia; Artiodactyla; Delphinidae
Product: zinc finger protein 420-like
Biological process (GO): negative regulation of transcription by RNA polymerase II
Molecular function (GO): DNA-binding transcription repressor activity, RNA polymerase II-specific
Source: RefSeq, a predicted model, not a curated record
AUGUUCAAACAAAACUCAGAUUUAAUUAUACAAAGUAAAUGUGGUGUAAAGAAACCUUAUAAAUAUAGUGAAUGUGGGAAAACCUUCAGAGACUACACUACUCUCACUCAACAUCAAACAAGUCAUACUGGAGAACGACCCUUUAAAUGUAAUGAAUGUGAAAAGAGAUUUAACCAGAGUUCCCAUUUAACAAACCAUGAGAAAACUCAUACUGGAGAAAAGCCCUACAAAUGCAAUGAAUGUAGGAAGGGCUUCAGUUAUUGCUCAGUCCUUAUUCAACAUCAGAGAAUUCAUAGUGGGGAAAGACCUUACAAGUGUACUGAAUGUGGCAAGACAUUCAGUCGUAGUACAUAACUCACUCAGCAUCAAAGAAUUCAUACUAGUGAUAAACCAUAUAAAUGUUUUGAAUGUGGAAAGGCUUUUAGCCAGAGCACACAUCUUACUCUACAACAAAGAAUUCAUACUGGAGAGAAACCUUAUGAAUGCAACGAAUGUGGUAAAACUUUUAGUCAGAGUGCACAUCUUACUCAACAUCAAAGAAUUCAUAUAGGAGAAAAGCCCUAUGAAUGUAACGAAUGUGGGAAAGCCUUCAGUGAUCACUCAGCUCUUACCCUACAUCAUAUUGUCCAUACUGGAGAGAAACUUUUUGAAUGUAAUGACUGUGGGAAAGCUUUCAGUUACUGUUCAGACCUCAUUCAACAUCAGAGAAUGCACACUGGAGAGAAACCAUACAAAUGCAAUGAAUGUGGGAAUGCCUUUAAUGAUUGUUCAGCCCUUAUUCAGCAUCAAAGGACUCACACUGGAGAGAAGUCUUAUGAGUGCAAUGAAUGUGGGAAAACCCUUGGUAACUACUCAGCUCUUAUUUGACAUCAAAGAACUCAUACUGGAGAGAAGCCAUAUGAAUGUAAGGAACGUGGGAAAGCCUUCAGCAGAAGUAUGUACCUUACUCAACAUCAGAGAAGUCAUAGAGGAGAGAAACCAUAUAAAUGUAAUGAAUGUGGGAAAACUUUUAUCCAGAGUUCAUUCCUUACACAACUGAGGGUUCAUACUGGAGAAAAACCUUACAAAUGUAAUGAAUGUGGGAAAGCUUUUAGUGACCACUCAGGGCAUAUUCAGCAUCAGAGAACCCACACUGGAGAGAAGUGCUAUGAGUGUAACAAUUGUAGGAAAGCUUUCAGUUUCUGUUCAGCCCUUAUUCAGCACAAGAGAAUUCAUACUGGAGAGAAGCCCUUUAAAUGCAAUGACUGUGGAAAAGCCUUCAGUGAUUGGUCAGCACUUAUUCAAUAUCAGAGAACUCACACUGGAGAGAAACCUUAUAAAUGUAAUGUAUGUGGAAAAGCCUUCAGUCAGAGUACAAACCUCACAAAUCACCAGAAAACUCAUACCAUUGAAAAAUCUUAUAAAUGCAAUGAAUGUGGAAAAGCUGUUAGUUACUGUUCAGGCCUUAUUCAACAUCAGAUCAUUCAUACUGAAGUGAAACCUUAUGAAUGCAAUAAAUGUGGCAAAGCCUUCAGCCAGAAGACAGACCUUAAAAAACAUCAGAAAACUCAUACUAAAGAAAAACUCUACAAAUGUAAUGAAUGUGGGAAAGCCUUUAGCCGAACACAUAUCUUACAAAACACCAGAAAAUUCAUAGUGGAGAGAAGACAGAUAUACAUACUGAGUGUAGGAAAACCUUUAGACAAAACUCUUCUUUUGUUCAACAUGAAAAGCUUCACACUGGACAGAAAUCCUCUGAAUGCCUUGGGAACUUGGCUAGUAUGGAGACCUUCCCCAGGGAAACAGAAAGAAGAUCCUGAAAACUGUCAACUUCAGGACUUCCCUGGUGGUGCAGUGGUUAAGAAUCCACCCGCCAAUGCAGGGGACACAGGUUCAAUCCCUGGUCCAGGAAUUACUUCUGUGUGGAGUGAAGUUCUUAUUCGGCACCUAGCAGUGCAGUUUCUGGAAGGUAGCACGCAGAGGCAGCCGCGAACAGGAGCCUUGGUGUGCAGAGGCUUCCAAAAGCCCUAUUCCGAGACCAACUCCGAAAACAAAAAUCCUGUUUUCAGACACAGGAAUUCCUGUGCCCUGUCGAAACGGAUCCAAACGUUAUCCAAUCGGAAAUGGAAUUCUGAAAAUCUGCCUCCCUUGCAGGCAAAGAAAAACCUCUUGAGAUUUUUGACAGUUUCUUCUCAAGCGAGGGUUUCCUCAAGGCUUUGCCCCGCCGGCUUCUCCUCGGUUCCCCCUGCAGCUCCUCCUGUGAGCCCAGACAAGCUUCUGAAGAAGCGGGUUCAGAGACUGAAUAUUUGGCGGAUUGGAAACGGGCAGACUUGGAGGCGCUACUGGAACCCUGUGGUUCUCAUGGGGACCGAAAAGAGGCCAAGUAAAAGGAGUGAGCUGAGCUAG